Messenger RNA from Impatiens glandulifera, 876 nucleotides. RefSeq names its product 227 kDa spindle- and centromere-associated protein-like. The transcript is spliced from 5 exons. The record is from RefSeq and is a predicted model, not a curated record. Lineage: Eukaryota; Viridiplantae; Streptophyta; Magnoliopsida; Ericales; Balsaminaceae. The coding region runs from base 1 to 876 and encodes 291 amino acids.
AUGAAGAGAAAGGCUGAAGGUACUCUCAAAGAAGCAAUCAACUUGAAGAGGAAGCUUGCUUUUGAAUCAAGUCAACGGGCUCCAACACCUUUUGUUGGUGUUGGAUGUAAAUGUGAUGAGCUGAAAGAGGAGGUGAAAGAGCUAAAAAUAGAGUUGAAGAAGGAGCUGAAAGAGCUAAAAAUAGAGCUCAUCAAAGAGCUAAAAAUCACAAUCAAAGAAACUCAACAAACUCACCGAGAUUCUCUGAAGAAGAUGAUUUUUAGUAUGUUCCAACAUUUAUUAGAUAAAUCCAACAAAAGGAUGGUGAAGGAUUCUAAGGAUGUGAAGGUCGAAGAAUUCGAAGAGGAGAACAGAAAGGUUGACCAGAAUAAGGAGAAGACUGAGGUGAAGGUCGAAGAAAUCGAAGAGGAGAAGAGCAAGGUUGACCAGAAUGAGGAAAAGACCGAGGUGAAGGAUUCUAAGGAUGUGAAGGUUGAAGAAUUCGAAGAGGAGAAGAGCAAGGAUGAGAAGAUCGAUAUUGUGGAUGAUGUGGCUGUGGAGGAUGAUGAGAAGAUGGAUGUUGUGGAUGAUGUGGCUGUGGAGGAUGAUGAGAAGAUGGAUGUUGUGGAUAAUCUGAAAGUGAAGGUGAAGGAUCUGAAAGUGAAGAUGAAUGAUGAGGAGAGUGUGGAUGUGAGGAAGGAUGUGAAAGUGAAGGAUGUGAUGAUGCAAAAAGUAAUUGAGAGUAAGAAGAAGAAGGUUGAAGAUGACAAUGAUGAUUUCAAGCUAUACAAUACUCCUCCUAAAGGAAAAUUUGGGAGGAGAGUGAGGAAGCCGAAAAAAGAUGAAUCGUACAUCAACCCUUCUUUGUCAAAACUGCAAAGACAAAUGAUCAAAUAA